AUGAGCAAGAAAGAAAAGAUAGCGGAUGAAGAUUUGGGCAAGAUAGAAAAAUAUUUGACUCCGCCAGUUUCCACGUGCACUGAAUGUAAUGAAGCACUGUCCAUGCGAAACAAUCCAUCGACAGCUGUUUUGUUUACACUGAAUGGUCCAGUUCCCUGUUCAAAGAUAUCUCUGGAUUGUAGAGAUUGCGUUAUACACUUUGGGGUCUGCAAGUUCACAGACAAGCAUGGAUCUCGGUUUUAUUCCUCAACGGAAUUCAAUGUUAACAUUAUCAAAGUCAGCAACGUGACAUAUAUUCACCAGGACUUAUAUAAGUGGAUGCCAUCCUUAAUGUAGGUUCAAAGUAAACUCCCAAGUAUUUUUACUGCUACAUCCCCCAUUGCAAAAUAACCAUCAAACGAGUGUGAAUAUCACACAGGCUUUUCCUUGCUUUUUGCACGUUGAACUUGAAUACCCUAUUGUAGUAUUGAUGAUCACAUUGGUCAUAUAAAACAGCCAGUUAAUGUUUUACUUGUACUGAGAUUUAACAUUAUUUAACAGGAACGUUUAUGGUGUUAAGUUUUUUUUGGUGUUUUUCAAUAUUUUAGUAAUCACUGUUGGGUGUCAUUCAGUGGCUUUGCUGAAGCAUACAAUGAGAUUUAUGAGGAUGAGAUCAAAGUAUAUGCCUCAUUAACAAAGAGUUAGUAUUUUCAACUUUCACAUGUUACAAUAUUCAUUGCUUGCUGACUCAAAUUCGGUAUUGGACAGCAUGCAAAAUAUACCAAGAUCAAAGGCAUACAGACAAUGUGGUGUACUGUUUACUGUAUAUUCAGAAGCUACCAUGGAAUUGUUUUCAAGCAUUUCCUUUGGACGAGUCAGGCUCUUUUUACUGCGGAGGGUCUAAACUGCAGGUUGCAGGUUAAUGCAGGUUGCAGGUCGGUGCAGGUUGGUCUAAACUGCAGGUUGCAGGUCAGUGCAGGUCAGUGCAGGUUAAUGCAGGUCAGUGCAAGUUAAUGCAGGUUAAUGCAGGCCAGUGCAGGUUAAUGCAGGCCGGGUAAUGGUUCAUGUACUUUAGCCUGUGUUGCCCAGUUGGUUUGACAAUAAUUGUUUUCCUAAUUUCCUUCAAUUUCUUUCUGUAUUAUUUACUAUAAUGGAACUCAUGUUAUUUACACUGUGCUAGCUAGAUCAAUGCUGACAGAAAACAAUUAAAGCAAGUCUUUCAGUUCAGUUUUGAACCGAGAUUUUCUGAAGUUCACAAGUCUCUCUUUCUCACUCCGGCUCCGCCCCUCCGUACUACGUCAUGUAAUGUACACUAUAGUGGAUCGAUAUGACAAUGAAAGAGAGACCUGGAGCAAGUCUGAUGAUACACUAUGUCUUGGAAAAGUCUCCGAAAGAAACUUUUAUGAAACAAGUUUCAUUCCUAUCAUAAAAAACUUAAACCUUUUGUUUUAUUUUGAAUGACUGGGAAGAUUUUUCACUUUUUGAGCAUGAAUCUCCUUGGAGUCCACAUUCUUGCAGUUUUUCCACCUAAAAAAAUGUUUCAGAAACUUUGUUUAGGAAACUUUCCCUAGUGUAUCAAGGCCUUAAGGUAUAUUCAAUGUUUAAAAAAUUGUGGCCUGUUUGUAGAUUGCUUUAUUAUCGUCGGUUAUCGUCGAUACCGGGAUGCUAUUUUCUUACUUUGAACAUGAUUUUUUGGCCCCAUGUAAUGACGUUAAGCCAGUUGUCAAACCGACUGGGCAACACAGGAUAAAGUACAUGACCAUUACCCGGCCUGCACUAACCUGCACUGACCUGCAUUAACCUGCACUGACCUGCAACCUGCAGUUUAGACCAACCUGCACUGACCUGCAUUAACCUGCAACCUGCAGUUUAGACCCUCCACUUUUUACUGUACUUAUUAUUCUGUGUUGUCAUUGUGUAAUGCAUCAGUCAAAUCCAAGCGUGCCUACCCCCCCUCCCUCCCCGGGACAUUUUCCUGUAAAGCAGGUCCUGGGGGUUGGGCAUUUGAACUCAAACCUUUACCCGGGGGUGGGUCAUUUGAAAUUAAGGAUUUGGAGGUUUUACAAUCACCAAUAACUUGAUAAUAAUAUAAAACAGUUUCAGAACAUUUAAUAAAAUAUAAACCAGUCAAGUUGUAGUUUAAAAACGCAUAAAUUUGAACCACACAGCAAACUUUAAAAAUAAACAUGCUAGAGCAUGACAUGAUGACGACAGCAAAACAUGCUAGAGUAUGACGUACAGUACUUGAUAUAUUAACAGAGGGUAUUCACUCGAAACAUCGAAUAAAGUUUUCUCUUUAUUUCAGGUAGUUGGAUAACCUACUCUUCUUAGGGUUAUGUUUUCAUGUUACACAAUCACGAAACCUAAUACAAUCCCUAUCCCUAACCUACAAACCAAUCAAUCAAUUGUGAUUGCGUGACAUGAAAAUGUAACCCUUCUUGGUCCCCCAGGUUGGGGGAUUUGCCACUGAUUUUUUUCUCUGCUGCAGGGCAUUUCCACAUACUUAGGUACAUUAAUGCAUGGGUCAAGUUUCAGCCAAGGUCGGAAUAUGGGUAUACGAAGUUGGGCGCGAUUUUUGAAAAGAAAACAAGGUUAGGUUUAACCUGUCAUGGUUUAAUGUUAUCGAUUUUGACCUGGCGAAUUUUUUACCGAUUUUUAUUUUAUUAUUCAUUCUUCACAUGAGCAGUUAUAUAGCCUUAAACGUCAAUAAACGCAGGUUAAAUGGAAACCCAUUGUGCGGACUCAUAAAAUGUGUUUCCCCAAUUGCCAUUUUGGUUUAAUGUUGUACAUAGCAUCUUGUACUAAACGAAUCUAACUUGCUUUGUUGUCUAGAUGGCUAAAGAAAGUAAAUAUUUUGCGUUUUAUGUCAAUUUAUUCCGUAACUGUGCGUAUUUAUUUAAAUAUAUUUUGAAUAUUCGUGUUAAUGUAGGUAUAUCAAGUUAUGACUAUCAAGUUUGUGUUGUGCUUUAUCUAUUUAGCAUAAAAUUAUCGUUGCUUAUGUAUUGUAACCUUGUCCGCAAACGGGCGAAAGUCAUAGUUGGUAUCAAAUAUAGAAAGAAAGCUAUCGCCAUUAAGCCGUAUUAUUUACGACCAGCGGGAGUCCGCAUUGUCGAUUAUAAUUAGUUGCGCAAGACUGCAAGUCCAUACAAGUGCGAUGAAUACCCAUGAUUUCAUGUUUAUAUUGUACACAAACAUCGUCUUGAUUAUUUCUUAUCAAUAAAAUAUGAAACUACAACUUUAUAAUAUGAAAUACAACAUGAAAUUGUUGCAUUUGUAUUGACCUGCGUCUUGCGCAACUAAUUAUAAUCGACAAUGUGGACUCCUGCUGGUCGUAAAUAAUGCGGCUUAAUGGCGAUAGCUUUCUUUCUAUAUUUGAUACAAACUAUGACUUUCGCCCGUUUUGCGGACAAGGUUACAAUACAUAAGCAACGAUAAUUUCAUGCUAAAUAGAUAAAGCACAACACAAACUUGAUAGUCACAACUUGCUAGACCUACAUUAACACGAAUAUUCAAUUAUAUUUAAAUAAAUACGCACAGUUACGGAAUAAAUUGACAUAAAACGCAAAAUGUUUACUUUGUUUAGCCAUCUAGACAACAAAGCAAGUUAGAUUCGUUUAGUACAAGAUGCUAUGUACAACAUUAAACCAAAAUGGCAAUUGGGGAAAGCGAUUUUAUGAGUCCGCACAAUGGGUUUCCAUUUAACCUGUGUUUAUUGACGUUUAAGGCUAUAUAACUGCUCAUGUGAAGAACGAAUAAUAAAAUAAAAAUCAGUAAAAAAUUCACCAGGUCAAAAUCUAUAACAUUAAACCAUGACAAGUUAAACCUAACCUUGUUUUCUUUUUAAAAAUCGUGCCCAACUUGGUAUACCCAUAUUUCGACCUUGGCUGAAACUCGACCCAUGCAUUAAUCUACCUGAGUACUUUUAUUUCUUGUCAAUAUAGGUUUACUAGUGGAUGAACAAAGCAGUGCUGAUGACACUAAAGGUAAAUUGAAUAACAUAUGUAGUCUUUAUAUUUAUCAAACUUCUUGAAACAAUAUUAAAUUUAGCCAUAAAUGAGAUGAACACCAUGCAUAGUGUGAAAUUCUGCUUUUAAGUCUUCUCACUGGAAAUUAUGUGCUACAGUGUACAGUAUUUUCCACUUUGCCUACUUGUCAGUUUGUAAUAUGAAUAUAUGAUUGCACAUAAGGUUAACAAGUCUGGUCCUAAUUAACCCAUUAAGUCGCAGUAUAUUGCAAUGAUAUUUAAAUGUUUAAUGCAUUGGCUGUUUGUAUGUCAGAUAAUGACUACAGAUAUUUUCAGUGUUUCACUUAUUUUGUUAUUUAAUUUAAUUUAAAAUAAAGUUGACUGUCUCAGGAAAAUACAAAUGAUAAUGAAUCAAAUUAUGCAGUGGCCUAUGAUCUUUGAAAAAAGUAAAACAACUGAGAUUGAUAUUGGCAUAUGUGAUUCAGCUUUGCUUCAGUGAUCAAAUAACAUUGACCACAGUAUAAAUUAUUCUUGAUAUGCCCAGCAGUAUUAUUACAUCUCUGUGAUGGUACAUAUUGUUAACUUGUUAUUUUCAUAUAGUUCUAGAUUAAAUUUUUAAUAUACUGCAAAUGACAAUUCCACCAUUUUAGUGUUUUGUAGUAACAUUGAGUCGUCAUGCUAUCUAGGUAUUCUACCAGGAGAGAUGUUGGCAAAAGCAAUUGCUAGAUGCUUUUGGAACCGAGAGACAGAGUUAGAACUUUUGUCACUUGGUCUGCGUGAACAGUGGAUUUUCACAGCAAAGCGAAAUGGUGCCUUCACAGGAACAAUCGAUGAUGUGAUGGAGUUCAUUGACAGGAAACGUUGUGAUGAAUUUUAUAUUCACAAUUGUUCAUCACAUUGUCAAGAAAAAGGUAAAGUAGUGGAAGAGCUUUGUUUUCCCAACAACACAUUUAACCCUUUAAGUGGCAAUGCACCCAGAUACGCCCUAAGUACUUUAUUAUUUUACUCCAUCUAAGGCCUGAAUUGUCAGGGCGAGAGUGCUGCCACUCAAUUGAUUAAUCAGACUAUCUGCCCUUGCUCCCUGUUAACCCAUUUACGUUUUUUUUCAGGGAUUUUUUAGGCUCAUAAAACGCUAUGAAUUCAAACUCUACUGUUGUGGCUUGAAUUCAUCUCACAACACAAGAAAAACUAUGCAUUCUCCAUCUUGGUGUCAGCCUCCCCCUGGGAGGGGGGGGGGGAGGCAGCAGCCCCAGAGCCACAACUGUUCAGCUAAACUCAAUCUUCUCUGCAUUACUGUAUUAUAACACAAUGUUAAUUUUUUUUGUGUCCUGUCUAGGUUGUGGCCAGCUUUAUGUUGCUGAUGGUAACUGGAAGCUCAGAUAUUCACACUGCAUGUGGAAAGUGCCUAUUCAAAUUGAAGGUUUUGGGAAGGUAAACUAUCCGAGUGUUUGUCCACUUUCCCCUAAAAGUGGUCAUGCCUUUUGUGAAAUGCACUGUGAGAAAGCGGAGGCCCUUGGAUAUCCCUCAAAGACCAAAGAAUUCUUUAAAGCUUGUGGAGUAACAGAUACAACUAUUGAAGAUGGUUAGUUAUUAACUUAGUUAUGUUUAUAUACCUGCUAUGUCCAUCAGGGCUUGAAAUAACAGCCGAUCAAUGAUUGGCAAGAAUUGCUUAUAAUUGGCGGGAAAACAGGGUUUCCAAACUGAAAAACAGGGAAAGUCAUGACUGACAAUCACCAUGAUCGGGAACAUUGGGAACAUUAUUUCAAGCACUGGUCCAUAUUUUGCAGACUUAAAGCAGCAUAGUGUAUUGGAAUUUGUAAUAUUAACUUGAGUUUUCUCUUUUUAGCAUUGCUUGACAUGUCAUCAAGACCAUUGCUAUCAGGUCAGAUCUUUAAUAAUCUUAAUGUUGGUGUUUGCACUCAUUCAUUCAGUGGGAUUGAAACCCUCAACCCUGGGUUACGUUGCAGAGAACUAAGCCAUGGAUUUGUAUCUUAA
Paramuricea clavata is the source of this 5938-nucleotide messenger RNA. NCBI's taxonomy places the organism in Eukaryota, Metazoa, Cnidaria, Anthozoa, Malacalcyonacea, Plexauridae. The record is from the annotation of a GenBank genome assembly.